GAAAACCCAGUACAGGAUUUGGCCCAAUACCCUCACUCUUCACUUUUUCUUCUCAUUCUCCCUCUAAGCUCUCACAGUUUCAGCUUUCUCACUAAUGGCUCCUCUCAAAAUUCUCCUAUGUGGUGAUGUACAAGGCCGUCUCAAUCAGCUAUUCAAACGCGUUUCUUCGGUGAACAAGGCAGCUGGUCCAUUUGAUGCUCUUCUUUGCGUGGGCCAGUUUUUCCCUGAUUCAGUUGAGGGGCUUGAGGAAUUCAAUGGCUACAUUGAGGGUCGUUUCAAGAUUCCGAUACCAACCUAUUUCAUUGGCGAUUAUGGUGCGGGGUCCCCAAAAAUAUUAUCAGAAGCGUUGAAGGACCCGAGUAAUAAAGGGUUUAAGAUGGAGGGCUAUAGGGUCUGUGACAAUUUGUAUUGGUUGAAAGGAAGUGGGAAGUUUAGCUUUCAUGGAUUAUCUGUGGCAUACUUAUCUGGUAGGCGAUCUCCAAGUGGAACUCAAUUUGGAACAUACAAUCAAGACGAUGUUGAUGCUUUGCGGGCUUUAGCAGAGGAUCCAGAAACAGUUGACAUAUUUCUUACUAACGAGUGGCCCAGUGGAGUAACGAAUAGAACGACAUCAAAAGUUCCUGGAGAAAUUUCCGAUUCAGCUAGGAAUGAUCCCACUGUGUCGGAAUUAGUAACUGAGAUUAAGCCUCGGUAUCAUGUUGCAGGAACUAUGGGUGUAUACUUUGAUCGUGAACCGUAUGCUAAUGUUGAUGCUCUACACGCAACUCGCUUUUUGGGCUUAUCUCCUGUUGGAAACAAAGAUAAACAGAAAUUUAUUCAUGCAAUAUCUCCCACUCCAGCAUCAACAAUGUCGAAAGCUGAGCUUAGUGCAAAGCCACCAAACACUACUUUAUGUCCAUAUACGAAUGUUGACAAAUCAGCCCCACCUGAGGGAGCAACAAAGAGGCCCACUGAUAGUACUUCUGAGUCACAGUAUUGGAGAUAUGAUGUAUCGAAGAAAAGGCAGAAACAUGGUGAUGGUGGUGAUGACAGACUCUGCUUUAAAUUUGUCUCUUCUGGCUCUUGUCCAAGAGGAAACAAGUGCCAAUUUAGGCAUGAUGAAGAAGCUUCGGAACAAUACUCAAGAGGUGUGUGUUUUGACUUUCUCAACAAGGGAAAAUGUAAAAAAGGUCCUGAUUGCAACUUCAAGCACAGUUUGCAGGAAGAAGGUGACAGAUCAGCACCUAGGGCAGCAAGCUCUAACAGGUCAAGGGAAUGUUGGUUUUGUUUGUCAAGCCCGAAUGUGGAGUCACAUCUCAUCACUAGUGUUGGAGAAAAUUACUACUGUGCACUUGCUAAAGGACCUUUACUACCAGAUCAUGUGCUGAUUUUGCCCAUUGAACACACACCCAAUACGUUAUCUCUUCCGCUGGAAUGUGAAAAGGAAUUGGACCAACUUCAAAGCGGCCUCAAAGCUUACUUCAAAAAGCAAGGGAAGGAAACAGUUUUCUUUGAGUGGGUAAAUAAACGAGGAACUCAUGCCAAUCUUCAGGUUGUUCCUAUUCCCUCGUCCAGGGCAUCUGUGGUUCGAGAUAUUUUUAACAUGGCUGCUGAAAAAUUGGGAUUCAAGUUUACUAUGGUUAAAGAAGGAAGACCAGCCUUGCGGACACAGUUUGACAGAAAUUGCGGCUUAUUUUAUGUUGAAGUUCCUGGAGGCGAUAUCUUGUUACAUGUUGUCGAGGAGAAUGAAAACUUCCCAGCUCAAUUUGGUCGCGAGGUUUUAGCAGGCUUGUUGAAUGUAGCAGAUAAAGCUGAUUGGAGAAACUGUAAGUUAGGUAAGGAAGACGAAACUAAAAUGGCCGAGAGAUUCAAGAACGCAUUUCAAGAAUACGAUCCAAAUCAAUAGGAUAGCCGGGAAAGAUGUAACACUCGAGCUCUUUCACUUGUGUCCAUGUUCUGCGACUUGAGGUUCUCUUUGCUCCUGUGCUUCGAUCUUAACUUCAAGUAUCUGCAACUCUUUAAGCUCGUGUGUUGGUGUUACGCUUGAUCAGUCGCUACAUGACUAUCUGGAAAACGUUGUUGCUACGCGACAGGAUGCUGUUGUAACCGGAGAGUAAUCGAUGUAUAUUUGAGCAACACAACAACAUUAGUGCAAUUUUCGUGUAUGUAACUCACCCUGUCAGUUAGGUUAUUGAAGUAGUUGUUCAUGUAUGAGCUUGUGAGUUUUGUUUCAAACUAUUCGAGAUAUAAUACACAAUCAUAUUUUAUUUUUUUAAUUUGGUCAAAACUCAAAACUGAAAAUGCAAUUAUAAUUUUAUAUUUGGAUCCUUGAUGAA
Capsicum annuum is the source of this 2315-nucleotide messenger RNA. RefSeq names its product zinc finger CCCH domain-containing protein 64. The transcript is spliced from 10 exons. The record is from RefSeq and is a predicted model, not a curated record. Lineage: Eukaryota; Viridiplantae; Streptophyta; Magnoliopsida; Solanales; Solanaceae. Gene Ontology annotation, biological process: mRNA splicing, via spliceosome. Gene Ontology annotation, molecular function: RNA lariat debranching enzyme activator activity; metal ion binding. The coding region runs from base 95 to 1885 and encodes 596 amino acids. Gene Ontology annotation, cellular component: post-mRNA release spliceosomal complex.